UACAACCAACACCCAUCCCGCCGCCGCCGCCGCCGCCGCCGCCAUCCAACGCCAUCACCACGCACCAUCAUCGUCAUCAAAGUUACCUUCCGCCAUGGCAUCUCUGCCAUGCGCUUGGUGCUGCACAACCCAUCCGACGCCACGGAGAUGGUGUGCAGAGAUGGGAGGGAAACGUGGCAACCCUAAGUUUCCCUCCGUGGCGCUUGGAACUGCUGUUGCGGGCAUUCUAUGCGACGUGGCGUCGUGUUUCCAUUCUUGUGCAUCCGAAGAAGAGACAGAAGAAAAAAUGAGACCGUGUUGUGUGAUGUGGGUGGCUGUCGAAGCACCCAUGGAAGCAUUUUGGAAGCUUCGAAGAAGGCGAAGAAGGAAUUUACACUUUUACGCCGUCGCUCCAAGUUCGGGGUCUGUUCGUCUUUCGCAAAACCAAACUUACCAAAAGUUGUCCCCCUUUACCCCUCCACCCGGGAAGUCAAAGACAAGUCCCAACCCAAGGCAAGGCAAUACCCGUGUGUCACAACAAAGGGGAAAAGGGAAAGAUGUACCUACCUUGGUGUAUGCUUGGCUACCGGUACCCACAAGCGUCGCAACGCCCGGCCGUCGCCCGCGUCCCCGAUGGCGAUGAGAUGUAUCCGUACGGGGAGUGGAUAUACGGCAAACGGCUAGUGAUGCGCCGGUACUCUGCUUCUCGGCUAGGUACUCUGCGGCCUCCCAUUAGAGAACCAUAGAACUCGGCCGGGUGGGUUUUUGGAUCGAGAUGGCGUCCUGCAACUUGUAAGACGGGCUUUACUCUAUCUGGCCUAGUCUGGCUUCUACACACCCUUCUAGAAGACUUUCAGAAUGGAAGGGAAAAAGCAACAAAGCACAAACUUCGGAAAGCCAUGGUAAGGUAUCGGUACAUUGGCCUUCUAUCCGUAAUUUUGCCCAUGAAUGCCCUGCAUGUGGCAUAUUGCGCAUGUGUGUAUGCGGUAUGCGUAUGCGUACGCGUACGUGAGUGUGUGUGUGGGAGACUAGGGAUUUGAGACUGAGAAAGCGGGAAAAAAAAAACAUAUGCAAUCGCUUCCAACUAAUUGGUCAAUGGGG
Molecule: messenger RNA, 1080 nt
Organism: Colletotrichum phormii
Lineage: Eukaryota; Fungi; Ascomycota; Sordariomycetes; Glomerellales; Glomerellaceae
Exons: 1
Coding region: 95-622 (175 amino acids)
Source: RefSeq, a predicted model, not a curated record